Messenger RNA from Knipowitschia caucasica, 732 nucleotides. NCBI's taxonomy places the organism in Eukaryota, Metazoa, Chordata, Actinopteri, Gobiiformes, Gobiidae. The record is from the annotation of a GenBank genome assembly.
AUGCAGGGCUUCUAUUCUAAGCUGGACUCGUCUCCGGGAGCUUCCCCUCUCCUGGGAGCUCGGGCGGAGGGGCUCCCGGUGAGUCUGGCUCUGGAGACGGAGAAGGCUCAGGCUCUGCUGCAGACCUUCAGCUCCGCGUCCCUGCUGGCCUCGGCCGGACUCGGGGUCUUCUGCGUGGCGGCCGAUCACGCGCUGCAACUGUGGACUGUCCAGCACCACCUGUGGCUGCGGGCCGCCCUGGACAACGCCACACACGGCAUUGUGGGUCUGUGGGCGUGGGCCGUGGUGAUCGGGCUGCGGAAGAGAAGCGACGUGUACGAGGUGCUGCUGGCCGGGCUGCUGGCGUCACUCAUAGACCUGGAUCAUUUCUACAUGGCUGGGUCUCUCUCACUCAAGGCCGCCGUGUCCCUGCCCCAGCGGCCGCCUCUCCACUGCUCCUCGCUCAUCCCGCUGCUCUGCCUGACGUUACGCUUAAUCAUGUGGAUCGGACGCCUGAAGGACGCCUGGUGCUCCCUGCCCUGGAUGCUCUUCGUCUCUAUGGCGACGCACCACGUUCGAGACGCCGUGCGCCAUGGCCUGUGGGUGUAUCCCUUCGGAAACACGGCCCCCGUCCCCUACUGGCUGUACGUGAGCACUACGGCCACGCUACCUCACCUCUGCUCCGUGCUCAUGUACCUGACGGGAACCAGGGACGUGAUCUCCACCAAACACGGAGUGGCCAUCGACGUGUGA